Messenger RNA from Mus caroli (Ryukyu mouse), 945 nucleotides. RefSeq names its product transmembrane protein 14C (gene Tmem14c). Gene Ontology annotation, cellular component: mitochondrial membrane. The record is from RefSeq and is a predicted model, not a curated record. Gene Ontology annotation, biological process: regulation of heme biosynthetic process. NCBI's taxonomy places the organism in Eukaryota, Metazoa, Chordata, Mammalia, Rodentia, Muridae.
AGGCCCCACCCCUCCCGCUAGGACGCAGCGCACGCUGUGACGUCUGCACACCCGGCUCCUGACCUCGGCUUCUCGCUGUCUGCUCGCGCCUUCGUCCUCCAGCGCAGGCCUCCGGGCUUCGGCUCCGGUGUUGGUUGGGUGCAGGCCUGGUGUGGUCUCCAAAGCGACUGAACAAUGCAGAAGGACAGUGGCCCAUUGAUGCCUUUACAUUAUUUUGGUUUCGGCUAUGCAGCCCUGGUUGCUACCGGUGGGAUUAUUGGCUAUGCCAAAGCAGGUAGUGUGCCGUCCCUGGCUGCUGGACUCUUCUUCGGGGGCCUAGCAGGCCUGGGUGCCUACCAGCUGUCUCAGGAUCCCAGGAAUGUGUGGGUUUUCCUAGCUACAUCUGGGACCUUGGCCGGCAUUAUGGGGAUGAGAUUCUACAACUCUGGGAAAUUUAUGCCUGCAGGGUUGAUCGCAGGAGCCAGUUUGCUGAUGGUUGCCAAAGUUGGAAUUAGUCUGUUGAGUUCACCUCAUCCCUAACAGCCGUAACCCCUCGAGGGCUCGUGAAGACUUGAAGCUCUCCAGACCACCACAUUACAAUGUUGAAGAGAGAAGUGCAGCAUAUUUACAUAGUGGGACAUUUUUCAAAGACCCACCCUGAGCACACUGAGGCAACCAUGUGCUGUUGCUGUGGUGGCCAUUCAGAGGCGGCGAGCGUCCGACUUCAGCUCACGCUGCCUUCAGGCGGCUUCGUUAUGAUGCCUCGCCUUUCUGUACUCACAGAUAAAGGGGUACAAUGGUGACUGUCAACACGGGGUGGGGGUGGGGGGCAGAGCUGUAUGCCCUGCCCAGAAGUGUGUGAAAUCUCUUGGAGAUAUUGGUGAUGUGGGAUCUUUUGCACAGGUCUGCUAUGAAAUUAUGUUACAGUGACAUUAUCAGUGGAAAUAAAGUUUUCUAUUAAGACCA